AUGGCUGGAAUGAUGGAGAGCAAAGCUUACGAGGAGAAGGAGAUAUUCUUCUCCAAUAACUUGGAUAAGAUCGACGUGUCGGAUUUCCAAGUCCCCUGGCUGUACCGUGAAGAGAUCACGCUCGAGAAACCCGCCAAAGGGCAGCAUAUCUUCCUCGUCACCCAUGGCAUCACUUCGAAGGCCGAUAUAUACCUCAAUGGAGAGCAAGUAGUUGCUAGUAAGUCGCAUCAAGGCUCAUACGGUGGUCAUCGCUACGACAUCACGGCUCUCAUCAAGCCUGGACCAAACGCAUUCUUGGUGCAAGCCUAUCCCACCAGCUAUGUUCGCGACUUUGCACAGAGCUUCGAGGACUGGAAUCCGUAUCCCCCUGACAAUGGUACGGGAGUUUGGCGAAACAUGGAAGUGCAGCACACCGGUGCGGUAUCUAUGUCUCCUGUGCGCGUCACAACCGACUUCACCAAGCCCGGCACUGAGGAGGUCAAAGUCGACGUGAUCAUCGACCUCGCCAAUUAUGAAGAUACCCCAAUCCAUGGAGUCGUCCAGGGCAAAAUCCAAUCGGACGAUGGAUCGCAAACUGUCCCUCUGUCCCAUGAUUUCAAGCUGGACAGCAAGGGGAAAACCACCAUCAAAAUUACAGUGCCCCUGAAUAAGCCGCGCAUCUGGUGGCCCGCCGCGUGGGGUAGCCAGCCUCUGUACACCAUUAAUCUGGACGUCUCCUUAGCGGAUGGCGGGAUUUCGGACAAACUAGAGCCUACCAAGUUCGGCAUUCGUCACGUCGCAUCUGAUCUAAACGCACAUGACGACACAUCGUUCACCGUGAAUGGACACAAGUUCCAUGUCAGGGGAGCAGGAUAUACGCCUGACAUGUUUCUGCGGUUCGAUCUUGAGCGUGUGCGAACGAUCUUCCAAUACAUGCUGGACAUGGGACUCAAUACGGUGCGCCUGGAAGGCAAACAGGAGCACCCCGAGCUGUACGACCUGGCUGACAGCAUGGGGCUCAUGGUGAUGGCUGGGUGGGAGUGUUGCACCAAAUGGGAGGGAUGGAAGCACAACGAUGAAGGAUCGGGCGACCUGUGGACCGACAACGACUACGCGAUCGCACAGGCCGCUAUGGAGCACGAGGCCGAGAUGAUGCAGGCCCAUGCCUCGAUGUUAUGUUUCCUCAUCGCAUCAGACUUCUGGCCCGAUGAUCGCGCGACCGCCAUGUUUAUGGACGUCCUGGAUGGCAUGAACUGGCCGAACCCGGUCAUCGCAUCGGCCAGCAAGCGGGGCUUCCCCAAACAACUAGGUCCCUCGGGUAUGAAAAUGGAGGGGCCCUACGACUGGGUACCUCCGAAUUACUGGUACGAGAACCAGCUUGGCGCGGCGUUUGGGUUUGGUUCCGAGCUGGGCUCAGGUGUCGGGACACCCGAGCUCGGCAGCCUGAAGGGAUUCCUGUCGGAGGCCGACCUGGAGGACCUAUGGAAGGAGCCCCACAAAGACCUGUACCACAUGUCGAAGGAGAGAUCGAAGUUCGCCAACCGGGCGAUCUACAACGACGCGCUGUACGCGCGGUACGGGGCCCCAACGGGGCUGGAAGAUUACCUACUCAAGGCGCAAAUCAUGGACUACGAGGCGACGCGGUCGCAGUUCGAAGCCUAUGCCGCGCGGCAAAGCGCCGAGAAACCGGCCACGGGGCUCAUCUACUGGAUGUUGAACGGCGCGUGGCCGAGCUUGCACUGGCAACUCUUCGACUACUACCUGCGGCCGGCGGGGUCGUAUUUCGGGGCGAAGAUGGGCGGUCGCACGGAACACGUAGCGUAUGACUACCGGGAACGAACGGUGCACAUCAUCAAUCACAGCGUGGACAAGCAAGGGUCGCGGACUGUGACGAUCGACCUCGUCGAUACGAAAGGGAAAACCAUCGUGUCGAAGAACGCCACCGCAGACACAGCGCCUCUUUCCUCGAAGCAAGUAAAGGAAAUCGCGGAAAUCGGAGAAUUGAAAGACGUGGGGUUCCUCCGAUUGGUCUUAAAAGACACCACCACGGACACAGACCUCAGCCGAAACGUAUACUGGGUGACUGCCGACAAUGACGUCCUCGACUGGGACAACUCCACCUACUACGUGACGCCCGUCACCAAGUACACCAACUUACAAGCGCUAAGCAAGCUGCCUCGCGUGGAGGUGGCCGCGAAAGCGACUCCCCUGUCAGGUGAGGAUAAGGGCAAGUCAACAAAGGUGCAGGUUACGCUGGAGAACCAGGCGGAUACGCCCGCGUUCUUCCUCCGGUUAACGGCUGUCGACACCGUGUCGCACGAGGAGAUCGCGCCUGUAUACUGGUCGGAUAACUACGUGACGCUGCUACCUCGGGAGCGUCACACUGUGACGGUGGAGUUCACGAGUGAUCAGUGGGAGGUGGAGCUGUUUGGCGCGAACGUCGAUAAGAAUGUUAUUGGGCAUAGUUGA
Molecule: messenger RNA, 2448 nt
Organism: Aspergillus campestris IBT 28561
Lineage: Eukaryota; Fungi; Ascomycota; Eurotiomycetes; Eurotiales; Aspergillaceae
Product: putative glycosyl hydrolase
Exons: 2
Coding region: 1-2448 (815 amino acids)
Biological process (GO): carbohydrate metabolic process
Molecular function (GO): hydrolase activity, hydrolyzing O-glycosyl compounds
Source: RefSeq, a predicted model, not a curated record